Molecule: messenger RNA, 1548 nt
Organism: Tilletiopsis washingtonensis
Lineage: Eukaryota; Fungi; Basidiomycota; Exobasidiomycetes; Entylomatales
Product: Formyltransferase
Exons: 1
Coding region: 45-1454 (469 amino acids)
Biological process (GO): biosynthetic process; conversion of methionyl-tRNA to N-formyl-methionyl-tRNA
Cellular component (GO): mitochondrion
Molecular function (GO): methionyl-tRNA formyltransferase activity
Source: RefSeq, a predicted model, not a curated record
CUCACUCGCAGCUGGCACCUCGCUCACCUCACAACGGCCACUCCAUGAGCGCUGCGCCACUGCCGGCCCUGCCGCGCUUGCUGCUGCAUCGCACGCGCCUCAGCAAGGCCAGGCUCGCGACGGGCCGCCUCUCGCUGCCGCUGGCGGCACAGUGCAGCUCGCCGGCUGCACAGGCGCCUCGUGCUGCGCACCAGCCCGCAGCAUCGACGAGUGCAGCGGCAGCGCAUGCCUGCGCCGGCCGUGGCGCGGAUGUGCGAGGCGUGCGCGCAGACGCUGCCGAGGCGAGCUCGCGGCGGCAGCCAGCCUUGCUUCGCGCCCGCACAGGCUCCUCCGGGCGGCCUCCGUGCGGCGCCCAGUGCUACAGCACAGACGCUUCGGCUGGCGCUUCGAGUAGCCACGCCGCCGAAGCCGCCGCUCCAGCACCGUACGACGUGCUCUUCUGCGGCACCGACGACUUUGCUGCGACGGUCCUGGCUCGGCUGAUCGCCACGCCGUCGCUGUACUCCUCCAUCGCCGUGCUCGUACCGCCAGCACCUCGGCCUUCCACUCGCGCCAAACGCAUCCUUCCGACUCGGCCAGUCGCCGAGCUAGCCGAGCAGCACGGCCUGACAGUACACGUACUGCCGCCGGGCGGUGUGCAGGACUUCGAAGUCCCGCCCACGAGCGCCUCUUCUCUCCUUCUCACUGCGUCGUUCGGCCAUCUGCUGCCGGCCUCCAUGAUGGCACAAUGGCCAGAAAGGCACCGCCUCAACGUGCAUCCUUCUCUCCUGCCGCUGCUGCGAGGAGCUGCGCCGAUCCAGUGGGCCAUCGCUCGGCGACAGCAGACGGGAGUGUCCAUCCAGGAGCUCGGCGAGAGGUUCGACACUGGCCGACUGCUGUGCCAGACGCCCGUGACGACAGACACAGACGCAGACUUUACCUCUACAAAGGCGGUGCUAGCAGAUGCUGCAGCAGGCCUGCUCGUUCAGACGCUCGGUGAUCUGCCUCGUCUCAGCGCCGAGGCUCAGCCGCAGAGCGGGCCCUCUUCCGUCGCGCCCAAACUGCAGCGCAAGCACUCGCUCGUCGACUGGAGUGCCUCAGUCACAGACGUGCUAGCGCGGCAACGAGCGUUCUCCUACCUUUUUCCCCUGCACACCGUCUUCCGCGGCAAGUCAGUGCAGCUGCACGAGUUCACCGCCUGGCCUGCACAUCUCAAGAUGCCGAAGGUCAUGCGCGAGGAGACGACGCCAGUCGGCGAGGCUCUCAUCACGGAGCACGGCAUCGUCGUCAAGUGUGGCGCUGGGCACGAGGAAGAGACGCAGGCUCUGCUCAUCACGUCGCUCCAGACGGAGGGCAGGAAACAGCAGUCGGCGUUCGGCUGGGCCGUCGGCUUUGCUCUGCCGACGGAUUCGGCCUCGCGGACGCUCGGCUACAAGCCGGCUCGCUUUGGCGAGGCAGUGACUGCCAAGUCAUAAAUUACAUGAUCAUGCAUCAUGAUGCAAGCGUGUGCCGCCGGGCGAUGAGCAGAACGAAGGCCAGCUACUGCUCGUAUUCGCCGUUCGCGAAGGC